Tuber melanosporum (Perigord truffle) is the source of this 1500-nucleotide messenger RNA. RefSeq lists its product as uncharacterized. The transcript is spliced from 3 exons. Bases 1 to 1500 code for a protein of 499 amino acids. Gene Ontology annotation, biological process: transmembrane transport. Lineage: Eukaryota; Fungi; Ascomycota; Pezizomycetes; Pezizales; Tuberaceae. Gene Ontology annotation, cellular component: membrane. The record is from RefSeq and is a predicted model, not a curated record. Gene Ontology annotation, molecular function: transmembrane transporter activity.
AUGCAAGCCCUGACCCUAACCAUCAAGCGGAGAACAGACAUCUAUCUCCUCCCCUUCCUCUCCCUCAUCUUCCUCCUAAACUCCCUCGACCGCUCGAACGUUGGAAACGCCGAGACCGCGGGUUUUACGCGCCACGCAGGGCUUGCGCCGGAGGAUUUGAACGAUGCUGUGAGCGCGUUCUUUGUCGCGUUCGUACUACUGCAGCCGGUCGGCGCGGCGUUGGGUAAGAGGGUUGGUGUCGGGAGAUGGGUUGGUGGGGUUAUGGUUGGAUGGGGGAUCUUGACGGGGUUGAAUGCGUUCGUGCGAUCCAGGUCGCAGUUGAUCGGGUUGAGGAUUUGUAUCGGGGCUUUAGAAGCGGGGUUUUACCCAGCGACGGUGUUCUAUUUGUCGUUAUUCUAUACACGAUAUGAGUUCGCUCAGCGGUUGGGUAUGUUCUACGGGCAGUACGCUGUCGCCGGGGCUUUCGGUGGUUUGGUAUCGUACUUUGUGUUCAGAUUAUUUCCCACCGAACCCGAAGGCGACAUUAGAGCACCUUCCACCCAUGAACCCGAACACGAAGGCUGGUACAGCUACCAGAUCCUCUUCCUCCUCGAAGCCGGUCUUACCAUAAUAGCCGCACUCACAGCCUUCCUCUGGCUCCCGACCGGCCCGAAAAAUGCCUGGUGGCUCAAGACAUCUGCGGAACGAGCUUGGGCCGAGAAACGCAUCUUAAUAGACCGCGCGCAGGCGGAAAACGCUCUCGAAGUGGAGGAAGAAGGCGAGGAGCUCCUAGCCGACAACGAAUCCGACGAGGAGGAGGCAAAGCAGCGACGGAGAAGAAGCCUAAGCACCAGCAAGAACGGCAAAAUAAUCGGCGGUGAACCCGGCUUAAACAUGCAAGACAUCACCGACGCGAUCACAGACUGGCGCGUCUGGUGGCUCCUGAUCUGCAACAUCACCUCCUCCGUCCCCGGCAUCGCAUUCGGUGUCUUCCUCCCGCUCGUCGUGAAGGGCUUCGGAUACUCCACCUUACAUGCGAACCUCCUAACGAUUCCUCCAUUCCUGUGUGGUGCCUGCUCCCUCUGGUACACCACGUACCUCUCAGACCGCUCACGCCUACGCCUCAAGUACAUCCUCUACGGCCUCACCCUUUCGCUAUUCUCCCUCGCAUUGCUAGUCCUACUGCCCCUAACCGCUCUUACCCCACGCUACGUCGCCCUCUGCUUACUGCUCUCGGGGACGUACAUCGCUUCCCCCCUAACCGUGGCGUGGCUAAGCAAUAACAUGGAAACACCUGGCAAGCGUGCCGUCGUGCUCGGGAUAAAUGGCUGGGGCAAUGUAGCGGGCGUGCUGGCGAGUUGGAUCUUUCGUCCGGAGUGGGCGCCCGGGUACGAGAGGAGUUUUGGCUGGACGAUGGGAAGUGUUGGCAUCGCGUGGGUGGGCUAUGCGCUCUUCUGGGUUGCGAUCAGGGGCGGGAAUGGAAGGCGGGGGAGGAUGGGGUUGGCGUUGGUUGGCGAGUGA